AUGAUAGUCAUUCCUCCAUUAAUUCUGAGAAAUUAGUAUGAAUGGUAGGACACCAUGAUCAUGGCUAUUCACACCUUGUUGAUGAAGUUUCCCUUCAUCUUUUUAUUAAAUAUAUUAUAUGUUGGACUUGUAUUAUAUUACAACAUUUCGCUCUACUUUAGGUAUAAACAUCAUUCUCUAUCUAGUCCAAUGAAGGAAAAAUGGGUCAAUAGAUUCAUGGGCAAAUUCUUCCCCUUCAUCUAUUAUGGCUUUGUUGUCCUCUUGGUCCGUGAUUGCAAUAAUGCCUUACCAUUCCUGUAUUGA
Messenger RNA from Paramecium tetraurelia, 303 nucleotides. RefSeq lists its product as uncharacterized. The transcript has a single exon. The record is from RefSeq and is a predicted model, not a curated record. Lineage: Eukaryota; Ciliophora; Oligohymenophorea; Peniculida; Parameciidae.